Choloepus didactylus (southern two-toed sloth) is the source of this 207-nucleotide messenger RNA. Its product is annotated as beta-defensin 110-like. Bases 1 to 207 code for a protein of 68 amino acids. Gene Ontology annotation, cellular component: extracellular region. Gene Ontology annotation, molecular function: CCR6 chemokine receptor binding; chemoattractant activity. The transcript has 2 exons. Gene Ontology annotation, biological process: cell chemotaxis; defense response to bacterium; innate immune response. NCBI's taxonomy places the organism in Eukaryota, Metazoa, Chordata, Mammalia, Pilosa, Megalonychidae. The record is from RefSeq and is a predicted model, not a curated record.
AUGAAGAUUUACCUUUUUUUCUUUAUUCUGCUCUUCUUUGGGGUCACAAUUUUACCAGCCAAAAAGAAAUAUCCCCAUUAUGGUAGCGUGGAUAUGAGGAGAGAGUGCAUAAGGGGUAAUGGUCGAUGUAAACUUGAGUGCCAUGAAAAUGAAGUUAGGAUUGCCUCCUGCAUAAGACCUGGAACUCACUGCUGCUUGCAGAACUAA